AUGGUUCAAAUCAACGAAGCGCAAGAACAGUCAACAGCAGCUUAUAAUCGUACAGCAGCACAUACCCAUAUCAAGGGACUAGGCUUGGAUGAGUCUGGUGCUGCUAAGCACGUAGAGGGAGGUUUUGUUGGACAAGCAGAAGCUCGUGAAGCUUGUGGUGUUAUUGUGGACUUGAUCAAGGCCAAGAAAAUGUCCGGAAAAGCAAUUCUUUUGGCUGGUGGGCCAUCUACAGGUAAGACUGCUUUGGCAUUGGCUAUAUCCCAAGAAUUGGGACCUAAAGUCCCAUUUUGUCCGUUAGUUGGUUCUGAAUUGUAUUCCGUGGAAGUCAAAAAAACUGAAGCCUUAAUGGAGAAUUUUAGAAGAGCUAUUGGUCUAAGAAUCAAGGAAACUAAAGAAGUUUAUGAAGGUGAGGUGACAGAACUAACCCCAGAAGAAGCAGAGAACCCAUUGGGUGGCUACGGUAAGACCAUAUCACACGUUAUCAUUGGGUUAAAGUCAGCUAAAGGUACAAAAACUUUGAGACUAGAUCCAACGAUAUACGAAAGCAUUCAAAGAGAAAAAGUUUCUGUUGGUGACGUUAUUUACAUUGAAUCUAACACUGGCGCUGUUAAAAGAGUUGGUAGAUCGGACGCCUUUGCUACUGAAUUCGAUCUAGAAGCUGAAGAAUACGUUCCAUUGCCAAAAGGUGAGGUUCAUAAAAAGAAAGAGAUAGUACAGGAUGUGACCUUACACGACCUUGAUGUCGCUAAUGCAAGACCACAGGGUGGUCAAGAUGUCAUUUCCAUGAUGGGUCAACUUAUGAAGCCGAAGAAAACUGAAAUCACAGAGAAACUCAGACAUGAAGUCAAUAAAGUUGUCGCAAAGUAUAUUGAUCAAGGCGUCGCAGAACUCGUCCCUGGUGUCCUUUUCAUUGACGAAGUUAAUAUGCUUGAUAUCGAAAUAUUUACUUACUUGAACAGAGCUCUAGAAUCAGAUAUUGCUCCAGUGGUAGUGUUAGCUUCGAAUAGAGGUAUGAUCACUGUACGUGGUACCGAAGAUGUCAUUUCUCCUCAUGGUGUUCCACCGGACUUAAUUGAUAGACUUUUGAUUGUGCGUACUUUACCAUAUAACAGAGAAGAAAUAAAAAGCAUCAUAUCAAAAAGAGCUACUGUUGAAAGUCUACAGGUCGAAGAUGAAGCGUUGGAAUUUUUAGCUACUUUGGGAACAGAAACUUCAUUACGUUAUGUUUUACAACUCUUGUCUCCAUCCGGAAUUAUCGCGAAACUUGCGAACCGUUCCGAAAUCAAGGUUACGGAUGUUGAAGAAGCUAAAUUAUUGUUCUUAGACGCGAAAAGAUCGACCAAAAUCCUAGAAGAAUCGGAAAAAUAUUUGUAA
Kluyveromyces marxianus DMKU3-1042 is the source of this 1374-nucleotide messenger RNA. RefSeq names its product RuvB family ATP-dependent DNA helicase pontin (gene RVB1). Gene Ontology annotation, cellular component: NuA4 histone acetyltransferase complex; Ino80 complex; Swr1 complex. Gene Ontology annotation, molecular function: DNA helicase activity; ATP binding; ATP hydrolysis activity. Gene Ontology annotation, biological process: regulation of transcription by RNA polymerase II; chromatin remodeling; box C/D snoRNP assembly. The record is from RefSeq and is a predicted model, not a curated record. The coding region runs from base 1 to 1374 and encodes 457 amino acids. The transcript has a single exon. Lineage: Eukaryota; Fungi; Ascomycota; Saccharomycetes; Saccharomycetales; Saccharomycetaceae.